CUGCCACUUCCGGGUACGGCCGAGCAGGCAAAACAGGAAGAACAUGGAUUAAAAUACAACGCCAAGACGCCGCUUUUAAACACAGAGGUGACCCCCGUCAGCGUCGAUUCUAGAUUCGUGGAGAAAAUUACAUUUUAUUUUAAAAUUAUGUUACACCGAGUAAAGAACGUUAUUUUUGUUUAACCGGAAAGCCGUCUUGUUAGCUUGAACCCCCGGUUAGCUUUAGCAGGCAAGCUAAUGAGAAUUAGCAUUAUCUCCUCUCCAUUGUUGACUUGGUGCCAACCGCAUCAUUCUCGCCCGGGGAGAGCAGACAAGUGUGCUUUAUUGUUUCCCCAGUUUUAUAUUUCACUAACUUUAACACCUACUCGAGAUGACAUUUUUUUAAACGCCCCCAUUUUCGGUUUUAAUUCUCGACGAAAUGGAUGUGAGCCGGACUCCAGUCACUUUAUUAAGGAAAUAACAUUUCCACGUCAUUCAAUCGGAACCACGGCUUCUUCUUUUUCUCGCCAAUAGAGAAUUUCACCGACUAAUCCCCAGACUUGCAUUCGGGAAGAAGACGUUUUAAAAUUUUCCACAGCAAGACUUACAUUUGGAGACUCUACUCAACAGUGAAGGAUGGAUGGCCUGUCUAUCAGUGAGCUCUGUGGCCUGUUCUGCUGCCCGCCUUGUCCCAGCCGUAUCGCAGCCAAGCUAGCCUUCCUGCCCCCGGAGCCCACGUACGCCUUCAUCCCGGAUGCAGACCCGGGCCCCAAUGCUGCGGGGGCGACGAGGGCUUCGAGCCUGCGGCCUAGAAGCGGCGUGGCUGUCGCCGGGAGCGCACCGUCAGAGGGAAAAUGGAAACUUCAUCUGACUGAGCGCGCUGAGUUCCAGUACUCGCAGAGGGAGCUGGACACCAUCGAGGUGGCGCUCGCUCAAUCCAGCAGAGGGAACAAAAUCGGCUGCAUGUACAUCCGCUGUGCUCCUAAUUCCAGAUUCACAGUGCUGUUUUCCCACGGUAAUGCGGUGGACCUUGGCCAGAUGAGCAGCUUCUACAUCGGCCUCGGCACACGCAUCAACUGCAACAUCUUUUCCUACGACUACUCCGGCUACGGCGUCAGUGGCGGCAAACCCUCUGAGAAGGACCUCUAUGCCGACAUCGACGCCGCCUGGCACACUCUACGCACGCGGUAUGGUGUCAGCCCAGAGAGCAUCAUCCUGUACGGACAGAGCAUCGGUACAGUUCCCACGGUGGACCUGGCGUCUCGGUACGAGUGCGCUGCCGUGGUCCUUCACUCGCCGUUGACAUCUGGCAUGAGAGUGGCUUUUCCCGACACAAAGAAGACCUACUGUUUUGAUGCUUUCCCCAACAUCGAGAAAGUGUCCAAAAUCACAUCCCCGGUGCUCAUCAUCCACGGGACGGAGGACGAAGUGAUCGACUUCUCCCACGGCCUGGCUCUGUUCGAGCGCUGCCCCAAGGCAGUGGAGCCCCUGUGGGUGGAGGGGGCGGGACACAACGACAUCGAACUGUACAGUCAGUACCUGGAGCGCCUGCGUCGCUUUAUAGGACAGGAAGUCACCUUACCACAUGCCUGAGCGCUCAUUUUGGAACCACUCCACCCGCUCAUUGUCUCACUGACACAGCAUCACAUCAACACAUAAAACACAAACAUUUCUUUUGUUUCUGAAAAAUGUUUGACUUUGUUAUAUCCUCGAAAUUUAAAAUUUUCUUUAAAAAAACUACAUUUUUUCUUGGAAAAACAUGACUAAUUUUUAUUUAAAAAUAUCUACUUUUUUUCAAAUUUGAAAAGAUGACUUUCUUGAAAAAAAAAAGAUGGUAAAAUAUUUUAAAUGACAACAUAUCUUUUGUGAAAAACUGACUUUUUUUUUGCUAAAUUGCAACAUUUUCUGGGGGGAAAAACCUUUAAAAGUGACUUUAAAAAAUGUGGUUGUUUGAAGUCAGGGGUUUUUCAUAAACCAAAACAACAUUUUUUAUAUUUACAUUAAUUUGAUUAUUUGACUUAGAAAAUGUGAUUUGUUUCUGAAAAAAAUGUGACUUUGUCAUAUUAUCGAGAUUUAACAUUUUCUUUAAAAAAAAACUUUUUUUCUUGGAAAAACAUGACAAAUUUUUAUUUAAAAAUAUCCACUUUUUUCCAAAUUUGAAAAGAUUACUUUCUUGAAAAAAAAAAGAUGGUAAAAUAUUUUUUAUGAAAAAAUAUCUUUUGUGAAAAACUUACUAUUUUUUGCAAGAUUGCACCAUUUUCUGGGGAAAAAAAUCAAAUAAAAGUGACUUUAAAAAAUGUGGUUGUUUUAAAGUCAGGUGUUUUUCAUAAACGAAAACAAUAUGUUUAAAAUUUACAUUAAUUCGAUUAUUUGCCUUAGAAAAUGUUUCCUUUCUGAAAAAAAUGUUGACUCUGUAUUAUCUUAAAGAAAAACGAUUUUUCUUCAAAUAAUCCUCUUUUUUUCCAAAUUUGAAAAGAUGGCUUUUUCUUGGAAAAAAAAAGAGAUAAUUUUUCUCGAAGAAAAAUCCAAAACAUAUUUUAUAUAUUUAAUAUGAAUUGUUUUGUGGAAAACUGACUUUUUUUUCCAAGAUUGCAAAAUUUUCUGGGGGUAAAAAAAAACUUAUAAAAGUGACUUUAAAAAAUGUGGUUGUUUUAAAGUUAGGUGUUUUUCUUAAAACAAAACAAUAUUUUUAAAAUUUACAUAAAUUGAAUUAUUUGACUUAGAAAAUUUGUUGAGUUUCUGAAAAUAUUUGACUUUGUCAUAUAAUCAAGAUCAAAAUUAUCUGUAAAAAAAAAAAAAAACCUUUUUUUCUUUAAAAAUAUCAAAUUUUUUCCAAAUUUGAAAAGAUGGCUUUUUCUUUAAAAAAAAAAGAUGUUAAAAUAUUUUUCUUGAAGAAAAAUUAAAAACAUAUUUUGUAAAUUUAAUAUGAAUUGUUUUGUAAAAAACUGACUCUCCCCCCCCCCCAAGAUUGCUACAUUUUCUGGGGGUAAAAAAAACUUUAUAAAAGUGACUUAAAAAAUGUGGUUGUUUUGAAGUCAGGUGAAUUUCUUAAAAGAAAACAAUAUUCUUUAAAUGUAUAUUAAUUUGAUUAUUUGACUUAGAAAAUGUGUUGGGUUUCUGAAAAUAUUUGACUUUGUCAUAUGAUUGAGAUCAACAUUUUUUUUUUAAAAACUACAACUUUUUUCUUAGAAAAACAUGACUAUGUUUUUUUAAAUAUCCACUUUUUUCAAAUUAAAAAAUAUAACUUUCUUGGGAAAAAAAAGAUGUUAAAAUAUUUUUAAUGAAAAAAUAUCUUGUGAAAAACUGACUUUUUGCAAGAUUGCAACAUUUUCUGGGGGGAAAAAACGUUUUAAAAGCGACUUUAAAAAAUCUGGUUGUUUUGAAGUCAGGUGUUUUUCAUAAACGAAAACAAUAUAUUUUUAAAUUUACAUUUAUUUUAUUAAUUGACUUAGAAAAUGUGUUUUGUUUCUGAAAAAAAGUUGACUGUUAUAUCGUUGUGAUCUAAAUUAUCUUUAAAAAAAAACAAAAAACUUUUCUUCUUGAAAAAUAUUCCCUUUUUUCCCAAGUUUGACAAGAUGGCAUUUCUUGAAAAAAAAAAGAUGGUAAAAUAUUUCUCAUGAAGAAAAAUCAAAAACAUAUUUUAUAUAUUUAAUAUAAAUUGUUUUGUGAAAAACUGACUUUUUUUUUCCAAGACUGCAACAUUUUCUGGGGGGAAAAAACCUUAUAAAAGUGACUUUAAAAAAAUGUGAUUGUUUUGAAGUCAGGUGUUUUUCUUAAAAGAAAACAAUAUUUUUUUUAAUUUAUUCGAUUAUUUGACUUAGCAUAUUUGUUGGGUUUCUGAAAAUAUUUGACUUUGUCAUAUGAUUAGAAAUCAAAAUUUUCUUGAAAAAGUCCAACUUUUUUUUCCAAAUUUGAAAACAUGACUUGAUUGUUAUUAUUUAAAGGAAAAAAAACUCCCUUCAAAAGCACAUGUUUUAUCUUAUGAAUUAUUUUGUGAAAAACUGACUUUCGCAAAAAUGCAAAUCAUUUUCUGGAAAAAAUUACUUUAAAAAAAUUUGGUUUUGAAGUCAGGUGUUUUUCCUGAAAUGAAAAAAAAAUGUUUUAGUCACAUUUAAUUUGAUUAUUUAUAACACAGGAAACGUCUUAAAACUAUUUUGGCCUGCUCAGUAGACACUGAUAAAAAUAUUUUUUUCCCAAGAAGUCACAUUUUCUGUCUUGAAAAAUAAUUUAAAAAUAAUUGUAUUCCCCGAAAAUUAAAUUAAAAUCAGAUUUUCUUCUUUUUAUAAAUGUUUUUCCCAAGAAAAAAAGACUGUUUUCCUGAUGAAAUACACGCAGCACUAUAAUACAGUACUGUAUAUAUACUUUCCCCCUCUGAAGUCCAUUCUGGUUCCAGUCAGAAGUUUUCACCCACGUUCUCAUCGUGGAACACGAGCACGUGGGUCCAAACUUUACCCUGGUUCUCUUUGUACAAAACCCCACGAAGAUAUGUUUCGAGAUUGUUGUGUUCAUGUUUCUCAGGUUCUAAACUCAACAUGUAUUCAGCAUCAGAGCUGGCAGGGACCUUUGGCGCCCUCUAGUGUGGCGGACAUGAACUGCAGUUAAAUGGAAAGACUUGUCUUCUACCUCAAAACUGUCUUUGACUUUAAUUGUGUGACCGGAAGUCUCAAAGUCCACGGACUGUUGACUUGUUGGGCGAAUGUCAACGAAACCCACGUGACAUAACGGAACUUUGAGUUGUUUGAUGUGACUUUUAGGAGCGGUUAUUGUAACUCUUGUGCACACGAUGAAUGCUGCAAUACUUUUUAAAGCUGCUUUUUUGGUGGCGGGAUCUUGAAUAGACGAUGAAGCCCUCCACCAGAACUUUGAAUAGUGGUUAUUAUUUCCUAGUUUGCACUAAACAUCAUCUCCAUUUUGAUGGUUUUUCUCACUGUAUUUGUACAAGAUGAUCACCGUGACCCUUUUCUAAUGUUUGGGUUCUUCUCUAAAGAUUUGAACGAUGAUAUUAUUAUAAGAACCUAAGUUGUUUUAUUUCCUUCAUGCACAUAUCUGAUGUAACCACAGUACUUUACUUGUUUGACUGCAGACAUGACUUCACUCAACUUUCAUUCUACCUUGGAACAAGAAUCCAAUAAACAUCCUGUCAGGAGGAAUGUGAGUCAUUAUGUUCUAUACUCCUCACCGGUUAGUUGGAGCCUACCCCAGCUGACAAGAGGCGGUGUUAAUUUUCACUUUUGAGUGUAAUUUUCCACCCUCUUCAUCCUAAUUCUAAUACUUAGUACAGCUCUCCACUGCAGUAAUAAUAAACACACAAGCUGACUAUUUUCAUUGCACUGUGUACCUAAUGUUGUGUCCCUUUGGAUUCUCUUCCAUUUCAGCCAUUGAACCGUUUUAUGUCUCAGAUUUACAAGCACAAUUAGCAAUAUGUUCUUAAUUGGGUGUAAUUUUUAUUUUUUUGCAUCAACGUGACAGUAUUGUCAUUAGGUUAAACUAAUCAUCUCUUUUUCUUCCAAGAAAAACAAAGUUGGGAAAACAUUGCAGUUCGAUUAACAGCUUGAGAAGCAAACUUUACUGGUAAGAUUGUGACUUUGAAAAAAGUCACUUUUUUCAUGUUCUUUUCAAUCUGGAAACAUUAAUUUUUCCCCGUUAAAUGUUUUACUUGACUUUCGUAUUUUCAUGUUAAUUUUUAAGACAUUUUCUAAGGCAAAAUACAUUUUCUUGAAAUGCAUGACUAUUCUUAAGUAAAACAAUAUUAUUUCACUCUAUUCCUAUAUAUUAAAAACAAUUAUUUUCUCCAAAUUUUCACCCUGAAAAAACUUUUUGUGUAUCUUGGAAAAUAUGACUUAAUUCUCAUAAGAUUAAAUC
Molecule: messenger RNA, 5841 nt
Organism: Entelurus aequoreus (snake pipefish)
Lineage: Eukaryota; Metazoa; Chordata; Actinopteri; Syngnathiformes; Syngnathidae
Gene: abhd17ab
Product: abhydrolase domain containing 17A, depalmitoylase b
Exons: 5
Coding region: 616-1572 (318 amino acids)
Biological process (GO): protein depalmitoylation
Cellular component (GO): plasma membrane; endosome membrane
Molecular function (GO): palmitoyl-(protein) hydrolase activity
Source: RefSeq, a predicted model, not a curated record